Cooperia oncophora is the source of this 306-nucleotide messenger RNA. NCBI's taxonomy places the organism in Eukaryota, Metazoa, Nematoda, Chromadorea, Rhabditida, Trichostrongylidae. The record is from the annotation of a GenBank genome assembly.
AUGAAUCCGAAGGACGCUGAAGAGAAAGCAGUUGUACAUCUGAUUUGGCGGAGGCCGCGGCGACCGAAUGGUAAACUUCUCAAAUAUGUGGUUGAAUAUUGUCGCACGGAGAACGGCCGAGUUGUUGAAAAAGACUGUCCCAGGCUUGAUGUGGAUGCUGAUCGAACGCAGAUUCGCUUAUCGGGCUUGGAAUACGAAACACCGUAUCGGUUCAUCGUCCGAGCUCAAACUAGCGCCGGAGAAGGCGAUCCGAACAGUAGCGAUGCUUCUACCCUUCCUGAGACAGUCGCCGCCGAUUGUGAGUAA